Hippocampus zosterae (dwarf seahorse) is the source of this 4176-nucleotide messenger RNA. Its product is annotated as phospholipid-transporting ATPase ID-like. Gene Ontology annotation, cellular component: plasma membrane. The record is from RefSeq and is a predicted model, not a curated record. NCBI's taxonomy places the organism in Eukaryota, Metazoa, Chordata, Actinopteri, Syngnathiformes, Syngnathidae. Gene Ontology annotation, molecular function: ATP hydrolysis activity; magnesium ion binding; ATPase-coupled intramembrane lipid carrier activity. The coding region runs from base 424 to 4008 and encodes 1194 amino acids. Gene Ontology annotation, biological process: phospholipid translocation; Golgi organization. The transcript is spliced from 29 exons.
UUUAUUGUUUACCCAAGCGGCUAGCAGUGACACUCACACCCAGGUGCAGUUCUUCCUUUUUGAACCCAAAACCUCGACUGGCGUCUCCUCUCGAGACACCUGCUCCAUCCUGCGUAGCUUUCAUCCGAUAAUUGGGGGUCUCAACGAAACCAUCUAGGUUAUAAAUCUGUACAUAGUCUGGAAGUCCAAAGUGAGUGCGCCCAAAUGCCAGCCUUUAUUUAAGACAGUCCAGAGAAUUGUCUCUUUUUUUCGGCCAUGUUUCUGUGAAUGUGGAAGACCCUAAAGGACACCAGCCUUGUUAUUGUUUAAGGUGCUUGAGCAAAUGAGAAGUGAAAUGGAAAAUGCACGUGUUUGUCGGCCAGUCACGCCACAGCAUUAUUAUUAAACGUUAUUAGCUGAAUAAUAUGCAGUAACAGCGAUACAAUGGGAUCGGUGGAGUCCUACUUUGGUCAGCUGUGUGGGCAGCAACAAAAGAAAGAGGAGGAGAGACGUUUGCGAGCUAAUGACAGACCUUUCAACCUGUCCUACCGCUAUGCUAAUAAUGCCAUCAAGACGUCCAAAUACAACGUCUUCACCUUCCUGCCACUGAACCUUUUCGAGCAGUUCAGGAGGCUCGCCAACAGCUACUUCCUCUUCCUCUUUAUACUUCAGCUCAUCCCACAAAUCGCCUCGCUUUCGUGGUUCACCACAGCCGUCCCGCUCGUUUUGGUUCUCUCGAUCACAGCGGUCAAAGACGCCACCGAUGACAUUAACAGACAUAAGAGUGACAAACAAGUGAACAACCGUAAAGUCAGCGUCCUCAUCGACGGAGAACUCCAAAGUGAAAAAUGGAUGAAUGUUCAGGUUGGAGAUGUCAUUAAAUUGGAAAAUAACCAGUUUGUCACAGCAGACCUUCUUUUGCUCUCGAGCAGUGAGCCCCUAAACCUGGUCUAUGUGGAAACAGCAGAACUGGAUGGUGAAACCAAUCUGAAGGUGAAACAGGCACUGACUGUCACUGGAAAGAUGGGAGACAACAUCGAAGCACUGGCCAGCUUCACAGGUGAAGUCAGAUGCGAAUCCCCAAACAAUCGCCUGGACAAAUUCAAAGGGACGCUCGCAGUAAAUGGACAAACAUACUCUUUGGACAAUGACAAAGUGCUUCUACGUGGGUGCACUUUGAGAAACACAGAGUGGUGCUUUGGAUUGGUUAUCUUUGGAGGUCCGGACACAAAGCUGAUGCAGAACAGCGGAAAAACAACAUUCAAGCGCACAAGUGUUGAUCACCUCAUGAAUGUCUUGGUGCUUUGUAUCUUUGGCUUCCUGGCUUCCAUGUGCUCGGUUCUGACCAUUGGCAACGUGAUCUGGGAAGUGAAGGAAGGCUCUGCGUUCACUGUGUUCCUCCCUCGGGAGCCUGGCGUCGAUGCACCUCUCUCAUCAUUCCUCACCUUCUGGUCUUAUGUCAUCGUCCUCAACACGGUGGUGCCUAUAUCUCUCUAUGUCAGUGUGGAGAUCAUCCGUCUUGGGAAUAGUUUCUACAUUGACUGGGACAGGAAGAUGUAUUAUGCCAAGAGUGACACUCCGGCUCAGGCGAGGACCACCACUCUAAAUGAGGAACUGGGUCAGAUCAAAUAUAUCUUCAGCGACAAAACUGGCACCCUGACGCAGAAUAUCAUGGCAUUCAAUAAGUGUUCCAUCAAUGGCAAAAACUACGGUGAGCUAUUCGACUAUUCAGGACAAAGGAUGGAAAUAACAGAGAAGACACAGAGGGUCGACUUCUCGUGGAAUCGGCUGGCCGAUCCAAAGUUCAUUUUUCAUGACCACAGCCUGGCAGAAACUAUCAGGGAGGGCAACUCGGAGGCUCAGGCCUUCUUCCGGCUGUUGGCUCUGUGCCACACUGUGAUGCCUGAGGAAAAGAAAGAAGGCGAAUUGUACUACCAGGCUCAGUCCCCUGAUGAAGGUGCUCUGGUCACUGCUGCAAGAAACUUUGGCUUUGUGUUCCGUUCACGCACACCGGAGACCAUCACAGUUGUGGAGAUGGGCCAACAAGUCGUCUAUGAACUUUUGGCUGUUUUGGACUUCAAUAAUGUGCGCAAGAGGAUGUCAGUCAUAGUGCGUAACGCUGAGGGGAAGUUGACUCUAUACUGCAAAGGAGCAGACACCAUCAUCUACGAGAGGCUUCACUCCUCCUGCAACAAGCUAAUGGGCGUCACCACCGGACAUCUCAAUGAGUAUGCAGGCGAUGGUCUCCGCACAUUGGUUCUGGCUUACAAACAUUUGGAUGAGCACUAUAUGAAGGAGUGGAUGCAGCGUCACCACGAGGCCAGCACCGCCCUCGACGGAAGAGACGAGAAACUUGAUGAACUCUAUGAAGAAAUUGAAAAAGACUUGUUGCUUCUGGGAGCAACGGCAGUAGAAGACAAGUUGCAGGAUGGUGUGCCUCAGACAAUAGAGCAGCUAGCCAAAGCUGACAUAAAAAUCUGGGUAUUGACCGGGGAUAAACAGGAGACUGCAGAGAACAUCGGCUAUUCUUGCAACAUGCUGCGAGAAGAGAUGAAGGAUAUUUUCACGGUGUCAGCAAAUACAGCAGAAGGAGUCAAAGAGGAGCUAGUGUGUGCCAGGAGGAAAAUGUGUCCCUUGGCAGCAGAGGCACCAACUGUGGCCAAAGCUCGUGCAGGUCUCUUCUGGCUUGAAAAGACAGAAACCGUGCAUGAUGACAAAGUGGAUGGGGAAUAUGCACUUGUUAUAAAUGGACACAGUCUGGCCUUUGCCUUAGAGAAAGAUCUGGAGUUGGAACUAUUAAGGACAGCAUGCAUGUGCCAAACCGUGAUCUGCUGCAGGGUCACCCCACUACAGAAAGCCCAGGUUGUUGAACUGGUUAAAAAAUACAAACAGGCGGUCACCCUAGCCAUUGGGGACGGGGCCAACGACGUCAGCAUGAUCAAGGCUGCACAUAUUGGUGUCGGUAUCAGUGGUCAGGAGGGCAUGCAGGCUGUUCUGUCCAGUGACUUCUCCUUUGCCCAGUUCCGCUAUUUGCAGCGUCUGCUGCUGGUGCACGGGCGCUGGUCAUAUCUGCGCAUGUGCAAGUUUCUACAGUAUUUCUUCUACAAGAACUUCACUUUCACCUUCGUACAUUUCUGGUACGCCUUCUUCUGUGGCUUUUCUGCACAGACUGUGUAUGACGAGUGGUUCAUCACCAUGUACAACCUAGUGUACACAGCCCUCCCUGUCCUAGGCAUGAGUCUUUUUGACCAGGAUGUGAAUGAUCGCUGGAGUUUCCAGUAUCCACAGCUAUACUCCCCGGGGCCUCUGAACAUUUAUUUCAACAAGAAAUUAUUUGUCCAUUGCAUGAUGCACAGUUGCUACAGCUCCCUCAUCCUCUUCUUCAUUCCAUGGGCGGCGAUGCAUGACACAGUCCGAGACGACGGCAAAGACAUUGCGGAUUAUCAGUCCUUUGCUUUACUGGCACAGACGUGUUUGCUUGUCGUGGUCACCAUCCAGCUGUGUCUCGACACCCAUUACUGGACAGCUGUCAACCAGUUUUUUGUGUGGGGCAGCCUUGCAGUCUACUUUGCUACCACGUUUACUAUGUUCAGCAAUGGCAUGUUCCUAAUCUUCACCUCCGCAUUUCCCUUCAUCGGUACAGCGAGGAACUCUCUGAACCAGCCUAAUGUGUGGCUGAUUAUACUCUUGACAACGCUCCUCUGUAGUCUGCCUGUGGUGGCUUACCGUUUCACUGUCAUUCAGCUUCAUCCAACUGUCAAUGACAAGGUGAGACAUAAGUUGCGGAAGGAGGCGCUGCCAGGCCCCGCGCCUCGUCGUCCGCCGGUCAGACGAAUCAGCACCAGGCGAUCGGGCUACGCCUUCUCUCACGUGCAAGGCUAUGGCGACCUGGUGACAUCGCGAAGAUUCCUGCGUCCUCGAAAGAACCGGCCCGCCUUGUUCAAACAAACUGACUCCCCUCUGGCACAGAACCAGCCACAACACUACCGCACCAUCACAGAGGAGCCAGAGCAGCCCAUGUGCCACUAGAUAAAAGGUACAAACGUGAUGAGGUUUCGGAAGGGUGGGGGGGGGGGGGGGGGCUCAUGAGAAAAAUCGCUGCAUGGAUGGGUUAUGAGACAAACUGUUAUACAGUUAUGUGUACUGUAAAAGUACAACAACAACAACAAAAUAGAUGUUUAAAAAGAGCAUGGAUUU